Messenger RNA from Rhodamnia argentea, 4509 nucleotides. RefSeq names its product nuclear pore complex protein NUP1. The transcript is spliced from 9 exons. The coding region runs from base 160 to 4056 and encodes 1298 amino acids. The record is from RefSeq and is a predicted model, not a curated record. Gene Ontology annotation, cellular component: nuclear envelope. NCBI's taxonomy places the organism in Eukaryota, Viridiplantae, Streptophyta, Magnoliopsida, Myrtales, Myrtaceae. Gene Ontology annotation, biological process: poly(A)+ mRNA export from nucleus; nuclear membrane organization.
CUCUGUCUCUCUCGCGCUGCGCGGAAAAUUAAAAACCCUAAUUUCCUCCCCGUUUCCCCGCUCUCUCUCUCCUCCGCUCUCUUCGUGACCUUCCCAGAAGUCGAAGCCAAGACCGCCGAGGCAAUAAGGCUUCAGCAAGUCGCCCCCUCGCGCCUUCCCAUGGCGACGUCCCAGAGUGAGAGGAGCCCGUACGAGUCCUCGGGCGGCGCUGGAGGCAAGUUCAGGAAGAAACCCUACCGGAGGCACCAGGCGACGCCGUACGACCGCCCCCCGACCUCGCUCAGGAAUGCGGGCGUCGUCCCCGGCGGCGGGGGGAAUGGCUGGCUGAGGAAGAUCGUCGAUCCGGCCCAGAGGCUCAUCGCCGCCGGUGCUCAUCGGCUCUUCUCCUCCGUCUUCAGGAAACGCCUCACACAACCUCCUCCUCCACCACGGCAGCCGCCAGUUUUAUCAGAGGCAGAUCGAGAUGAAAGGGACAAGCAACAGGAGACAGUCCUUCUAGGCACCUCAAGAGAGCAAGAAGUGGCCAUCAGUGAAGUUCAGCAACCAGCUUCUACUUCUGAGGGAGGCUGUUUUACUGAGCUGGAGAAAAUUUUAAAGCAGAAAACCUUUACCAGAUCGGAGAUUGAUCAGUUGACAGCAUUACUCCAUGCUAGAACUGCUGAUAUACACGUUGCAGAUGAAGGGAGGAAGUCAGAAGAUUUACCGUUGAAGUCAAUCAAUGUGAAAGAAGAAGUAUCAGACAUUAUUGGACAAGACAAUGGCAGUGAAAACCAGCUUACCAAAACUCAUGUCCUUGACGAGGAUGUUGCAUCGCCGGCAGAGCUUGCAAAGGCCUACAUGGGCAGCAGGCCUUCAAAAGUGGCCCCGUCUAUUCCGGGAACUCGCAUUCAGACAAUCAGAGAAGAUUCGACAAUGUUUACUUACUCGCAGCAUGCUUUGAAAUCCCCAGUUAUGUCACUUGUCCCCAGGUCCUCGCCUCGUUUAGGGGCUCUUGAAAAUGGAUAUAUGACACCAAGAUCCCGUGGCAGGUCUGCAAUAUACAGCAUGGCACGGACUCCAUAUUCCAGAGUUCUCCCUACUCCUCCUCCCAAGAGUGUUGAGCCUGUAACUGAUGGCUAUAGGGGACCUUCGUCAUCACAAGCAUGGGAGCAUGGCAGAGUUUCUGGAUCUAAUGCUUUGAAACGAAGAAGUUCAAUCUUUGAGAAUGAUAUAGGCUCUGUCGGUCCCAUACGAAGAAUUCGCCAAAAACCAAAUCUUUUAUCUCAAAGGAACUGGAGUUUGCCAGUCUGUGGAGCUGGAGUUACUCAAGUUUCUGAUCACCCUUCCUCAAGUGGAAAGCUGCUUUCUUUGGGUGAAAAGAGCAACUUUACUGAUCAGUCAGUUGACAAUGAGGACAGUGAUAUUCCUGUCAGAAGCAUGGCCUCUACUUCUUCCAAGUCUAGUGUAAUGGCUUCCAAAAUACUGCAGCAACUUGAUAAAAUAGUGUCGCCACCCAAAGAGAGAGCAUCUGAUCUCAAGGUAGCCAGUGCAAGUGAAAAAUUACCUUCAAAGUUGUCUCCAUCAAAAUUAUGUGGACAGGCUCUUAAGAGUCUUGAGCAUAUUGAUUCGUCCAAAUUCCUAGAGAUUGUUCGAGAUAGCAAUAAAUUAGAUGAUUCAGCUGGAAGCUUGUUGCGUGAUGGCAGAGAGGCUAACUCGCAGAAGCCAGAUAAAGUUGAGCAGAAUGGUCCAUCCAAUCUUUCUUUUUCCAACAUUCCUGCCAUGAAUGGUUUGGAUGGUACAGUUUUGAGUAAGAAGAAAGCUGUUGUUGGCCCUGUUAAAUCUGCAGAUUCCAAUUCGACGAAUUUUCUGGCCCAUUCGGCAUCACAACAGAACCGAGCAUUCAAAAUGAGUGCACAUGAGGAUUUCUUCGAUUUGGAUGAUGAUGGUCAUUCCAAUGAGAUGCCAAGUUGCACUUUGGUUGAAGGGAGAGAGAAGCUAGAGACAGCGGUGGAUUCCAAGCAAGCUGCUGCUGAAGCGAUCAAAGUCAAGAAGUCUAUGUCUAUUUCUGAAGUAAAUCCCCCUGCACCUGUUUUGAAGGAGAAAAGUGAUGUGGGAACUAAUGAUUUGUUGAGUUCGGGCGGAAAGAGUGCCGAUCUCAUCUUUCGAAAUGUGCCUGUGGUCAGUACAGCUGUCCAAUCGGAUGUACAAGCUACUCAGACGACCUCAAAGUUUGAUAAAACUGGUUCAGAGAGUCAGUCAAAUACUGUUUCACCCGUCUUUGGUUUGGCUUCAUCUAAUGAACAGAAUGCUGUGCCUACCACAUUUGGCUUUGGCCUCAGUAAUGGAUCUGUCAUGGAAGCUAAUAAGGUUCCCCAGUUUCCUUUCACUUCUUCCUCUUCAUUUGGUGGAUCAACUCCAAAGUUUGGUAUCCCAUCCGAUGCAAACUCAGAGAGCUCAAGCAGCUUUUUAAGUGUUGCUGCUGGCUCAACUGUUCCUGCCAAAGUUCCUGAAUUCAAUAAAACUAAUGAUGAGAAAGAUUUGAAGGGUGGAGUGGUAUCUGCUACACCUGAGCCUACUUCUCUGGAAUCCGGGGCAAUAUCAUCAGCUUCAGCUGCAUUCCCAUUUGGCAUUCCUCUUGAGUCUAUUACCUCUAGCCAGUCAGUCUCAUCUAUAUCGGGGGAGUUAAAUGCCACUGUAACUCAAAAGCCAUCCAGCGGCCUCCCUUUCACUACUACUACUAAUGGCGUCAGUAUUGCCGUCCAAACGUCAAACAGUGGCACCACUGCUAGUCUAUCUAUGUCAACAUCAGCGCCCUUCUUUCCAGCUUCUUCAAUCUUCAAAUUCGGAUCCUCUGUGGUGACUUCAGAUUCGCUAGUGGCGCCUACUGCAUCCUUUCCUCUGGGAGAAGCCAAGACCAAGGUGGACACUGACUCUGGAAAUGUCACCAGCAAUUUUUUUUCGGGUCCAUCUUCUGCAAAUGCCACCACUGGAAGCGGCAUCUUCGGGUUUAGUGCACCAGCUUCUACAUCAACUGAGACAAAAAAACAGGUUUCUUCGUUAUUUGAUGCUGCCAAUGGUUCUCCACAACUGCCAGCAUCUGCCUCUGGGACUGCAGUACCAGCCUUGACUCAGAGUGCCUCAGUUCAAUCUGGAUCAUCUGCGGCAUCUUUUUCAUAUGGAUUGUCUGGGAAUACUGAAAGCUCUUUGUUUGGUUCAUCUUCUGGACCGAAACUGUUCUCUGGGGCAUCAUUUGGGAUGAGUUCUGCUUCCUCUUCAGUCGCAAAUUCUGUCAGUACGGGUAGCAGCACUUCUUCAAAUGCAUUUAGUUCUUGGCAGUCGUUGGCAUCUCCCAUAUUUGGCAGCACUUCCUCAUCAGCAUCUCAAUCGACCAGUUUUUCUUUCAGUUCACCAGCAGCUUCUAGCAGUCACAUAUUUGGAACAGCAGGUUCCACAUCUGCUUCAAGCAGCAGUCCUAUUUUUGGAGCAACCAGCGUGACAACUACUUCUAAUGGUACCCCAAUUUUCGGGACAAGCAGCAAUUUGUCUGCUUCCACUGGGGCCCCUCUUUUCGGAUCAACCAAUGCCUCAACUGUUUCCCCUCUAUUUGGAUCAACCAGUGCCUCUCCUAUUUUUGGAUCAACUGGCGCUUCAUCUGCUUCAACUUUCUCGUUCACAUCUGCUGCUUCUAGCACUCCUUCAAUGCCUCUUUUUGGGAAUUCUAAUCCUGUGCUCCCCUUUGGUUCGGUACCCUCAGGCAAUAAUGAUCAGAUGAAUGCGGAGGAUAGCAUGGCUGAGGACACAGUUGUGGCAACUACUCCCUCAGUUUCUGUGUUUGGCCAGCAACCGAUCUCACCACAACCCUCGACUUCAUUCAUGUUCAAUUCACAGUCUUCAACGGCGGCUAACCCUUACCAAUUUGGAAGUCAACAGAACUUGGCCACCCCACCGAAUCCCUCCCCAUUUCAGGCUUCUGGCAGUUUCGAUCAAGGUGGAGGGAGCUUCUCACUUGGAACCGGUGGUGACAAGUCUGGUCGUAAAAUGAUAAGAGUUAAGCAUAACAGGUCUAGGAGGAAAUAGGAGAAAUUUUGCUUCGGCGCAGCUGGUAGAUUGAUGUUCGGGACCUUGGUUAUUUGUGAUGGGUUGGCAAUGGCUGGAGAUAAUAAUUUGGUUGGAGGAACUGGAUGUUCCUUGUGAUAAGGUAACUCUUGGUCGCAGUGAUGGUCAACGAAGCCUCACCAGGUUUCGCCCUUGUUCUCUAUUUUUUUCCUUUCAAAUCUUCUCCUUAUGCAUUUUCCUUUCUUUUCUUUUCUUUUUCCUCUUUUUCUGCGACGUAAGUUGUCACAAUUUUGUAUCUGACAUUGUAGCGAAUUUGUGGACCUCUUCUUGUACUAGUAUGUGUACUAGCCUCAUGGUCGUAGGUGGAGAUUGUCUGCCCCUCCUCUUCUACUGUGCACUCCUGAUAUGUGUAACAUAAAGGAAAUCAUAUUUGUCAGCUUAAGAAAGCCGCCGGUUAGGUGGUUCGUCUCUCUU